Molecule: messenger RNA, 1272 nt
Organism: Oryza sativa Japonica Group (Japanese rice)
Lineage: Eukaryota; Viridiplantae; Streptophyta; Magnoliopsida; Poales; Poaceae
Source: RefSeq, a predicted model, not a curated record
CAAGCAAGCUACCCAACCAUAAAUAUCCUGCAUCCAUCCAUCCCAUCUCUUCUCCAAGCUGCCACUCAAAAUGAGACCAAUUAUCUGAAUUUGCAUCUCUCUCUCUCUCCCUUGAUUUUACACAAUUCCCCAAGUCAAGAUCCGUCUCUUCUGCUGCUUUGCUUUAUAUACACCCCAUUAGUCCACUCCACCACCCCAUAGUUUGACCUUGCAAAAUAGCAGUAGCUACUAUUCAUCCAGGAAUAGGAGUUGCAGGGGAGGCAUGAGGCUGAUUGGGAGAGGAAAGAGUUCCAAGGCCAAGAAGGGCUCUUCAACUCCAUUGCAAUCCAAGGAGAAGAUUGCUGCAAAUGUGGAGACUGUUGCUGUUGGUUCCAACAACAGGCAAGUGGCACCUGAUGAUAACAUGCCCCUGGGAGAAGCUGGCUAUGCUAGCAGCAGAGAUGAGGUUUUCUUUGAAGCUUGCCCUUGGUUAGAGUCUGACUGCGAGGAUGAAUUCUACAGUAUCAAUGGAGAUGGCACCCCUGCAAGAUCAUUCAGAACGAACUCCAGCAACCAUGCGAUACAACCUGAACCUCGCAAGCUGCCCACACUGGGUGCCAUCCUGAAGGCCGAGCCGCUGAGGCCGCCACCACCACCGCAGGAGACGCAGCCAACGCCGCCGUCGCCGGCGACGACAAUGCGACUCGCCGACCUCCUCCGGGAGAGGCAAGAAUCGUUCACCUGCUACGACGGCCCUGCCUGCGCCAUCUCCCGGACGGGCUCCUCCUGCGGCGCCGGCAACGGCGAGCAGUGGAGCCAUUGCUGCAUUCCGAGCUUCGUCCCGCGUACCAGUGUGAGCUACGCGAAGGGGAGGAGGAAGCGCAGGUGAAGAAGCGAUCGAUCGAGAGAGUGUGCAAAGAAAUCAAGUGGUUUUUGGGAUGAUAAUUGUUCAGAAUGUGCAGUGUCUCAGAGAGAGUCCACCUGCUUGUGUAUUGUAACAACAACUACAGUACAACGACGUUAAUUAGCCGCCCAAAUCAAAUGUAUAUAUGUGAUGUGACAGUGAGAUACCUACCAAAAUACUCCAAAUAGGAAAGACCACCUCUUGGGUGCGAUGUCAGGCAAUCAGGCAUGAUGAUCUCGAUGCUGCUGUUGGGCUUAGUAUGCACUGGGAUCGAUUUGGUGUCACAUGGCAUGGACAGGGGUAAGAAUGUCCCAAAGUAAGAUGAGUGAUUUUAUGAUCCUCGAGGAGAACCUAAGAGGCAUAUCACAUUUUCUAUUUCUAGUCUAAAA